AUGCGAGCUUGUGGCCGAAUCCAAGCCUCCGCUUCCAUGUCCUACAACGAGAAACAUCCAAUCCUACUGCCACCCGCAUCCCUCCUCGUUCGCCUGCUGGUGCGUUUCACUCAUCACAUAGUCCUCCAUGGUGAAAACCAGCUGGCCACGUCCGACUUAUCCACUGACACCUUCCUAGCCGCUUUCACUCUUUUUGUCGCGAGACGAGGGUGCCCUCACGAGGUCCAAUCCGACAACGGCAGUAAUUUCGUCGGCGCAUCUCGUGCUCUGGCUGUUGACCUUCUCGAGGCCAUCCGAACUUGGACUUCUGCGGUGUACAGUCAGCAGGGCUUAUCGUGGCGGUUCAUCCCUCCGGGAGCCCCACACAUGGGUGGCCUUUGGGAAGCAGGCGUGAAGAGUUUCAAGACUCUGUUCCAACGGUCGAUGUAUACGGCCAAAUAUACAUUGGAGGAGUUCGCCACCUUACUCUCCAAAAAUGAGGCCUGCCUUAACUCUCGACCGAUCUCUCCUAUGUCCGAGGACCCAAAUGACCCGCUGGCUCUAAGCCCAGGUCACUUCCUGAUCGGCGGGCCGCUACUCUCCGUGGCGGAGCCUGAAAUCAAAGAGAGCGCCUCCUCCAUCCUGAACCGCUGGCAACAUCUCCAGGCUCUAAACCAGCAAUUCUGUUCGCGCUGGAAGACGGAGUACCUACGAGAGUUGCACAAGCGAACCAAAUGGCAGCAUCCAACAAGAGACCUAGAGGUGGGAGACCUCGUUGUUAUCAAGGAGGAUAACAUCCCCUCUCAUGAAUGGCGUCUCGGACGGGUACAAAAAACGUACCCUGGGCCCGAUGAUAAGGUCCGUGUGAUAGACCUUACCACGGUCCGAGGCCUUAUCAAAAGACCGAUUACCAAGGUCGUCCUGCUGCCUAUGGAGUCGGAGAUCCAGUCCACCUACUCCCGCGUAGGAUCCGAUCCAUAA
This is a messenger RNA of Drosophila obscura, 960 nucleotides long. RefSeq lists its product as uncharacterized. Lineage: Eukaryota; Metazoa; Arthropoda; Insecta; Diptera; Drosophilidae. Gene Ontology annotation, biological process: DNA integration. The transcript is spliced from 2 exons. The record is from RefSeq and is a predicted model, not a curated record. Bases 1 to 960 code for a protein of 319 amino acids. Gene Ontology annotation, molecular function: nucleic acid binding.